Messenger RNA from Lasiosphaeria miniovina, 1815 nucleotides. RefSeq lists its product as uncharacterized. The transcript is spliced from 4 exons. Lineage: Eukaryota; Fungi; Ascomycota; Sordariomycetes; Sordariales; Lasiosphaeriaceae. Bases 1 to 1815 code for a protein of 604 amino acids. The record is from RefSeq and is a predicted model, not a curated record.
AUGCGUCUCCUUUUCUCACUCCUCCUCCUGGUGCUGGGGGUAAUGGGGGUGGAUAUUCCCAUUCUCCUCGACGGGGCUCUUGUCGAGUUUCCGACCUCACAGGUGGCUGGCAACAUUGUCAACGGGGUGGCGUUGGCCGCCCAAGUCAUCGUCUCCGAAUUUGCUCUGGAAGUCAACCAGGGCUACAUUGAGCAGAUCAGCUUUGACGGCUCCAUCAAGAUCCUGAACGGGCCAACUAUUCGCAUCAACGACCCGAACGCCGUCUUUUCAGCCGGCUUCUCGCUGCCUUUCAUGGUGUCUGACGACGUCAACCCCAGCAUCACUUCCUUUUCGGGCUUCCCCAUGUGUGUGCCGCGGUCGGUCAGUGACGUGCUCUGCCCAGACUCCAACAGGCCACGCGCACCGGGCACCGGGGCGCCGAGCAGGAUAUUCCAAGCGCCCGAUGCGCUCUUCAUGGCGCCAUUCCUGGUAGGCGACUACAUCGAGUAUCACGGCUUCCGAGCCUCGACAGGCAACAUGGUCGUGUUUGAAAUCGUUGCGUGGAACGUGCAGAUCACGACGACGGGCUCGCCCACGUACAUCCGUAUCGAGGAGGCGCUCAUCGGCGUCUUCGACUCGGACCCCAACGUCGAGGUGGCCGAGACGCGCUUCGUCGGCUACACAUCGGACCCAACCACGGUUAUAUCCCUCAGCGCCAUCGACAUCGACCCGUGCACCGGAGCCGAGUCGUUCCGCAAUUUCGGUGUUCCGCAGCUGCGCCCAGAGGCUGGCGGCCGCAACAAGUGGAUUGCCCGCUUCGACGGGACCGUGGCCACGGCCUACACGCGCGAGUACCGGGCCAUUGCCAGUACCGGAACUGUCGUGACUCGCAACGGAAUUGUAGCGGGCCAGUAUGUGGUGCCGAUCUUGGACUGGAUCCAACCCGAGCUGCUGGUUCCAGGCAGUGAGCCUCCUAUCAACGAGUAUUCGCAGUUCUCGCAACUAACCCGCGGCGUCGGCCCGGAUGAGGACGGCAACAUGUUCGGCCCGCUCGACCCGUUCCCGCAGUCGGGGGUCGCCGUCUUCGACCUGUCGACCUGCCCUCCGCCGGGCAACCCUGCAGACCCGCAGUCGCCAACGCCGCGCGUCCAAGCUACCAUCCCCAUCUCGCUGACGGGGACCACGGCCACGGUGGCCGACAAGCCGCUGUACGUGCGCGCCGACGACACCUUCACGCUGCGCGGCUUCCAGGACAACCCCAGCACCGUAUUCGCCAACGACACACUGGUCUGGAGCUGGUCCGUCGUGGCCGCGGGGUCGGCCGGCUCGCAGACCAACUUGGCCACCUUCACGCCCAGCGCCGACACCAAGUCGGUGGCCGUCAGGUUUGCCACGUCGGCUCCGACGGGCGACUACAUCUUCCAGCUCUCCAUCCGAUCGGUCGGGCAGAACCGCACGGGCACGGCCACCUUCACGGUCAAGCUGUUUUCGGGGCCCGACACGGUCGCCGUCACGGCCGUGACGUGGACGAGCUCGCAGAGCGGCACCAUCGGCGUGUCGUGCAGCAGCAACUACCUGGUCGACUACAGGAUCGCCAUGACCGUCACGUACCCGGCCGACGGCGGCACCACGACCACGCCCAUGGCCGCCACCCCGCCCGGCAGCGGCAGCUGGGCCUUCUCGUCGCGCCGCGUCAACCGUCCUGGCACGGUUGUUUGCCGAUCGUUGCUCGGUGGCCAGGCCACGGCGAAUGGCCUUACAGCCAAGAAGCGGAGCGACGAGAAGGAGCUGCCAGCCCGCGUGCUGCGCUCGCGUGUUGCGGCGGCUCGUAGGUAG